Boleophthalmus pectinirostris (great blue-spotted mudskipper) is the source of this 925-nucleotide messenger RNA. It is a transcript of the gene psmb4, whose product is annotated as proteasome 20S subunit beta 4. The record is from RefSeq and is a predicted model, not a curated record. Gene Ontology annotation, cellular component: proteasome core complex. The transcript is spliced from 8 exons. The coding region runs from base 31 to 816 and encodes 261 amino acids. NCBI's taxonomy places the organism in Eukaryota, Metazoa, Chordata, Actinopteri, Gobiiformes, Gobiidae.
CUUCCUGCGUCAAUUUCUGUUAGAUCCAAGAUGGAGUCGUGCGGAGUGAAGCUGAGUUUCUGGGAGGACGGGCCGAAGCCGGGACAGUUUUACUCUUUCCCCGGGGUCAGUGGCGGCGGGGUGGGCUCCGGAGCGGCCUGCGGACCCGUUAGACACACGCUUAAUCCCAUGGUGACCGGGACCUCAGUUCUGGGUGUGAAGUUUAAUGGUGGUGUGAUGAUCGCUGCAGACAUGUUGGGUUCAUACGGUUCUCUGGCGCGGUUCAGGAACAUUUCUCGCCUCAUGAAGGUGAACAACAACACGAUACUUGGAGCAUCUGGAGACUAUGCAGAUUAUCAGUAUCUUAAACAGGUCAUCGAGCAGAUGGUGAUCGAUGAGGAGCUCCUGGGAGACGGUCACUCUUACAGCCCCAAAGCCGUUCACUCGUGGCUCACCCGCGUCAUGUACAACCGCCGCAGCCGCAUGAAUCCACUGUGGAACACCGUGGUGCUCGGGGGCUUCUACAACGGAGAAGGGUUUCUAGGUUACGUAGACAAACUGGGCGUGGCUUAUGAGGCUCCCACUGUGGCCACAGGCUUCGGCGCUUACCUGGCGCAGCCGCUGAUGAGGGAGGUGGUGGAGAACAGGACAGACCUCUCCAAACAAGAAGCUCGAGAUCUGAUCGAACGCUGCCUCAAAGUGCUCUACUACAGAGACGCCAGAUCCUACAACAGGUAUGAGAUUGCCAUAGUGACAGCUGAAGGAGUGGAGAUAAUUGGACCUCUUUCAUCUGAGACCAACUGGGACAUUGCACACUUGGUCAGUGGAUUCGAGUGAAGCCCAGCUCUAAAUGGAGUAAAAGUGGAAGUGCUUCAAUCCCUCCCUCAUGUAGUUCUUUCUGAUGUUUAAUGUUUUUGUACAAUUGAAUAAAUGCAAAAUCCGAGAA